AUGGCCCACAGUCAUACCAAGGCGAAGCUGCAUGCGUUGGGGGUGUUAGCCCUUUUGAUGCUGAUUUUCCUGCUGGCAGGGAGAGCAGGGAUUUUUCUGAGCGAAUCAGGAGUGGCCACGUGGACGCUGAUGUUGCCUGAGGGGAGGAUAGGAGGGAAGGAGGAGGAGGGGAGUGAUGAGGAAGAGGAGGGAAACGGGGCGGCGGGUCCUGCUGCCGUCAAAGGUGGGCGGCAGGGUUUGGAGCUUUCUGAGGAGGAGAAGGCGUUUUGGAUGGAGGUGAUAUUUGAGAGUGCAGCAUGGGCGGCAGUUGCGGGGGAGGAGGAGGGGGACGGGCGCGAGGGGGGGAGUGGGGGAGGGUAUGGGGGGAAGCGGGGAUGGGGGGGAGGAGGCAGAGGGGGUGGGAGAUGGGGAGGGGGAGGGGGGAAGCGGAGGUAUGUGAGUGGUACAGACAGGUUUGGGGCGGAAUGGAAACGGUGGAUUGAGGGGGGAAAGGGGGAGAAGGGGGGAACAGGGGGCAAAGGCGGAAGGGGAGAUGAGGAGACUGAUGGGGUGGGGGGCAUGGGCUUGUCUGGGCGUGUGAUACGGCUGGUAAGGGAGGGCGAGGAGGUUCUGGGACACACGCAGGGGCUGUGCGUGGCUGGAGGGGAGAGGGAGGAUGCGAGGGAGAGGGAGGAUGCGAGGGAGAGGGAGGAUGCGAGGGAGAGGGAGGUUGCGAGGGAGAGGGAGGAUGGGGGGAAGACGGAGAAAGAGGAGGAAAGAGUGCAUGGGGAAGUGGGGAGCGGGAGGGAAGGUGAGUCAGGUGAAUGUGCCCAAGGUGACAGGCAUGAGCGUGCAUGUGGGGACUUGCAGGGCUUCCCGUGCAGCUAUGACAGUGCCGGCUCACAGGGGCAACGAGAUGGGUCGCUUUCUGCCUUCACUGAGCCGUUCGGGGACUCGCAAAAAGACUCACAACAGGACUCGUAUCUGGCCUCAUUCCAUGACUCGCAUCAAGAUUCUCAAAUCCAAGGGGCGGCUUCAGUGCAAGUACCAGACUCUGAAUCAGCUCAAGGGGCAUCGGGGUGGGAGCGAUUGCGAGGGCGUGGGUGUUUCUGCCGGGGGCUGUACCUGCCGCCUGACCUGAAUCGAGAGAUUUGCCGCCAGAUGAACGAGCUGAAGAACAUCUACAAGGGCGGCCUGGGCGACGAGUGGCGGUGGUUCAGCUACUACAAGGCCCUCAGCGUGCUCGAGAAGCUGCCCUUCCGCAUCUGCUCAGCCCAGCAGGUGCAGGGGCUGCCCAGCAUAGGGCCGUCACUGCAGGGCAAGAUUCAGGAGAUUCUGUCAUACGGCAUGAUUAAGAAGCUACGGGCAUAUCAAGCCGACGAAAUGGUCCGCACACUCGCUCUCUUCGGCACUGUCUGGGGUGUGGGCCCCCGCACCGCCCGCCGAUUCUACUCCGCCGGCCACCGCUCGCUGCGCCAGCUGGCAGGCGACCCGGGGCUCACGCCAACUCAGCGAAUCGCGCUGCGGUUCCACGAGGAUAUGAACAAGCGAAUCCCGAGGGACGAGGUGGCUGCGAUGGCAGCUCUGGUGGUGAAAGAAGGCGAGGCGCUGCUUCCAGGGGUGGGUGCAGCCUGGGGUGGGUGCUGCCUGGGGUGGGUGCUGCCUGGGGUGGGUGCUGCCUGGGGUGGGUGCAGCCAGGGGUGGGUGCUGCCUGGGGUGGGUGCUGCCUGA
This is a messenger RNA of Closterium sp. Yama58-4, 1710 nucleotides long. NCBI's taxonomy places the organism in Eukaryota, Viridiplantae, Streptophyta, Zygnematophyceae, Desmidiales, Closteriaceae. The record is from the annotation of a GenBank genome assembly.